ACAAAAGUUUCAUCACAAAAAUUGACAAAUAAAUAAAUAAAUGAAUAAGAAAACAAGGAAACCAAAUUUGGCACUCUUAUCUACUAUCUUCUACUUUUGGUUCUGGUCCUUUGAAUCAGCACAAGACAAAAGCGCUUUUUUUUUUCCCAACCAAAAUUGCACUUCUUCCACCCAAUAAAUAAACCUUAAAACCACUUUUAUCCUCCAAAAUCAAUGCCGGAUCUGCUUUCUAGCGCGAGUCAAUGGUGCUUUCAGAGAGCUUUUGAGUUGUAUAAUUGUAUAUGUGUGGUGUUUCGACAUCUCUAGGGAAUGAGAAUUCCUCGAAAUCUUGAGGUAUGGAAAAUGGGCAUCGUCAACUAUUUGGAUGCACUUAAGUUGCAAGAAAAUCUGGUAAAUGCUAGAAAAGUUCACAAGAUACCAGAUACCCUUUUGUCCCUGCAACAUCCACCAACGUAUACUCUUGGAAAACGGAGGACCGACCACAAUCUGUUAGUUCCCGAGCCCGACCUUAAAAAUAUAGGUGCUGAACUGCACUAUACGCAGAGAGGAGGAGACAUAACAUUUCAUGGUCCACAUCAAGCCGUCUUGUAUCCUAUUAUUUCUCUCCGUGAUAUUGGACUUGGUGCUCGGAAUUAUGUUGAGAAACUCGAAUCUACUAUGAUUGAAUUGGCGUCUUUGUAUGAUGUCAAAGCUCAUGCUGGACGAACAGGUGAAACCGGGGUUUGGGUUGGAGAUAGAAAGAUUGGUGCAAUUGGAGUUCGGAUUUCGUAUGCAAUCACCUCUCAUGGGCUGGCAUUCAAUAUUGAUCCAGAUUUGAACUAUUUUAAGCACAUUGUACCAUGUGGGAUUGCAGAUAAAGAAGUUACAUCAUUGAGAAAGGAGACAAACAUGGCGCUUCCUGCAGAGGAAAUAAUUCAGGAGCAGUUGAUUUCUUGUUUUGCAAGGCAAUUUGGCUACGACAGCGUUUCAUGGAAGGAGGGUGCUUCUAUAUUGUCUGCCGUCAGCGAAAUUGAAUGAGAUAAAUUUCUUAACUCUGUACUCUUUCUUUACUUUUAUAUCUGUUGAGAUAAUUUUUGUGUUAAUUUAUACAUUUCACAUGAUUGAAAGUAUUAAAAACUUUGGUGAGUUCAUAGACUUGGAAGAAAGUCCAAUCCAGUUUUGAAAUGCUAGUGAUUUAUGUUGGAAAAGUUAAUGUAAACAUGUGGCAAGAAAUCUUGGGAACUGCAUGACAGUUAGAUUAUAGUGGCUUUCCAAGUUUGGGAGUUUGAAACUGUUUAUGACUAAGAUGAUCAUGCCUCAGUAGUCAGGAUCAUGAGAUCAGUUUCUGUCAUUGAUCAGCAUCUAGUCCACAAUCUUCAAACAAGCAUGGUUGACAGCAAAAAACCAUGUUACCUAGUUUCAAGCUGCAGUGUUUGAUCAUGCAUCCAAAGGGGUUUGAAGAAGUCAGCACCAUUUCUUCUACAUUAGUCUUGCUGGCGUAGACCACAUGUUUUUCUAAAGGGAAUCUUUUUAUCCACAUGUAUUUUGAAUCCAAGCUUAAAAUAAAAUAAAAUAAAAUAAAAUAAAAAAGGCAAAUUUAGUCAAAUUUUGAUGCAGCUUUCAGGAGUUCCUUGACCAGAUCUUGUAAUAUAUAAAUUCUCUUCAAACCUCUAGAAUCCAUUUACUUCUACCAAGCAGAUGAGCUCUUAUUGUAAAGAAUUGAGUUUUCCAUCCCUAGUGAAUUAAAUAGAGUGACUAAAUUAUUGAUGCAAAUCACAUAGUUUAUUGAAGCAAAUCCGUUUAUUUUAGAAAAUUAUCAUUCUAUAUUUCUUAAAGAUUGCGGAAACGAGUUCAGGCAGGUUCAUAAAGGAAUCAAACUUAAUUACAAGAAAAUUUCCUCCAAUACACACACACACACAAGAAUAAAAGGGCUAAUGGUGAAACACCUCAAUGAAAGUGUAUCUCCGUAUAUCAGAGGAAUUUUUCUGAAGCAAGAAACCAGUUAAGUUUGAUCAUGGUAAAAGGUUAUCCAUUUGUCCAGUUAAUUUGACUAAUGUUGAAAAUUAGAAGAAAAAAAAGAUUUGCCAAAGGUAGUAGUUGAUGAAAGGGGAAUAUGGCAGUUUCCUGGAAUAUG
Morus notabilis is the source of this 2113-nucleotide messenger RNA. RefSeq names its product octanoyltransferase. Gene Ontology annotation, biological process: protein lipoylation. Bases 310 to 1017 code for a protein of 235 amino acids. The record is from RefSeq and is a predicted model, not a curated record. Gene Ontology annotation, cellular component: mitochondrion. The transcript is spliced from 2 exons. Gene Ontology annotation, molecular function: lipoyl(octanoyl) transferase activity. NCBI's taxonomy places the organism in Eukaryota, Viridiplantae, Streptophyta, Magnoliopsida, Rosales, Moraceae.